AUGUUCCGCGCACAGCAGAACGCUUUUGACGAUGCAGUCGCCAAGGCGACCGACGAGAAUCUCACCUCCGAAAACUGGGAAUAUAUACUUGAUGUCUGUGACAAGGUUGCUGCAGAGGAAUCUGGCGCAAAAGAUGCGGUCGCCGCCUUGAUUAAGAGACUUGCGCAUAGGAACGCCAACGUGCAGCUCUACACACUGGAGCUUGGAAAUGCGCUGGCGCAGAACUGUGGCCCGAAGAUCCACCGUGAAUUAGCAUCAAGGAGUUUUACUGAUGCAUUGUUGCGUCUUGCAAGUGACCGAAAUACCCACCAACAAGUUAAAUCGAAGAUUUUAGAACGAAUGCAGGAAUGGACGGAAAUGUUCUCUAGCAACCCAGAUUUCGGGAUCAUGGAGCAGGCAUAUAUGAAACUGAAGACACAGAAUCCAAACCUGCAAGCCUCCAUCGAAGCCGGUGAAAACGGAGAUUACCGACGGAGAAACCCAGUGCCAGCACCACCACCGCCACUGCGGCUCCAGAGCAGCAGGCUGAAUCUAGCACCAGUUCCGGUCCUCUUAAUCAGGUCCAAGGAGCGACUUCACAAGCUGUUCCGUCAGGUACUUCCGCUGCUACGGUCUCCCGCGUCAGAGCGCUUUUCGACUUUCAACCGUCAGAACCGGGUGAACUGCAAUUUCGAAAGGGGGGAUGUUAUUGCUGUCCUCGAGUCAGUAUAUAAGGAUUGGUGGAAGGGUUCGCUGAGGGGCCAAACUGGAAUCUUCCCUCUCAACUAUGUCGAAAAGCUUCCUGACCCUACCGUCGAAGAACUACAACGAGAGGCUCAGAUGGAAACUGAGGUGUUCGGCCAGAUCAAAAAUGUCGAGAAACUUUUAACCCUGCUUAGUACUCGUGGCUCCGAACCAAAUGUGCAAGAUAAUGAGGAAAUUACAAACUUGUACCACUCGACUCUUGCAAUCCGCCCCAAACUAAUUGAACUAAUUGGCAAAUAUUCACAGAAGAAGGAUGAGUUUACGCAGCUUAAUGAGAAAUUCAUCAAAGCUAGACGAGACUACGAGGCCCUACUAGAGGCGUCUAUGUCACACCCUCCGCAGGCGCAAUUUGGCAGACCAGGCCAAUCCCAGUACGGAUAUCCUGGGCCUGCAUUAUCCAUAGGUUACUCUCAAGGCUCAUCACAGGCUGAUGCCCAACGGUACUUCAGCCCGCGCCCUCAAGGAGAAGAGAACCAACCUGUUCAGCCUAACACAGCUCCGUAUUAUGGCGGAGAUCAGGCGCCUGUAUACCCACCGGCCUCUCAGUCUCCAGAUAUGCGCAACCGCACACCCCCUGCGGGACCGGUAUACCCACAGCAGCCGCAACAGCCGCAACAGCCUGCUGCGGACUCCUAUCAGCCAGUGCAUCACCGGCCAGAGUCUACGUAUGAGCACCCUCAGGAACUAGGAACAUCUGUUUAUGACUCUCCCGUUGAGCAUCCAGCAAAUCAACGACUGCCAUACCCCGUGGGUCAAAUUCCAGGCGCUGUUCAACAUUUCCAACAACAGCAGCAAGAAUACUCGAAUCUCGUAUAUCCCCCUGAAGAUGCAGCCAAUAAGCCACCCGGGCAACAGGCCCCAUAUCCUUCCACUCCAGCGUCCCAUCAGCCACCACCUAUGCCUUCGGCUGCUAUUCCAGGCUCAGCAACCAACUAUCCUGUAAACCCCGCCAGUGGAGGCUACCAGGCAUACAACCCGACGCAAAGUGGUGUGCCUAACUCCAACCCCGCUUCGUAUUAUCGGUGCGAUGCCGAUACCAUGGAAGCCGAUUGGGAUGAAUUGUCGCGCAUUCCAGUGCCUGCACCAAGUUCACAUUCGUUGCCAACAAUUGCAACGACUGUAGCAUUCGAUGAUGUGAUGGAGCUUCUGUGGACAGGGAAUGAAUAUGGUCGAAUUACUUCCUUUUAUGGCCCUGAAUUGCAGAGGUAUACCUCCGUUAGGGCGCAUCCAGUUUCCGAGGGUCUUGUUCGACAGAUUUUGUUUCAUGAAAGAGGUGUGAUAUCGUUGUCUUCGAAAAGCGUACACAUGAUAACGCGGCGUGGCUUGACGCAAUGGCACAUUGAUCAUGAGGAAAUGACAGAUCUCCGUUGCAUGAGCUUCACGGCACAGACGAAUAGAAUCAUAGUCGCAGGGUGUCAGGGGGUGAUGUUCACUAUCGAUAUUGAUAAGGGUAUCAUAAUCGACAAGUUACAGACCGAGUUUCAGUAUACGAUGAUGAAGAAGAGCCGGUACCUCUGUGCUGCGACCGACACGGGAUCGGUCAAUGCGUUAAGCCUGACAGACUUCCAGGUUGUCAAGUCUUGGAAGGCGCAUGGGACAGCAGUCAAUGAUAUGGAUGCUCGAAACGACCUUUUGGUUACAUGCGGCUUUUCUGUGAGACAUCUAGGGUCUCCAAUUGUCGACCCUUUGGCCAACGUCUAUGAUCUCAAAACCUUAUCGCCACUACCCCCCAUACCAUUCCACGCGGGAGCGGCGUAUGUGCGCAUGCAUCCGAAGCUCCACACAACCAGCUUUGUUGCCUCUCAAACGGGUCAGCUUCAGGUGGUGGAUCUAAUGAAUCCUAAUGCAAUUAAUCUUCGUCAAGCCAAUGUCUCCUUCAUGCUUGGCAUCGAUAUAUCUCCCUCGGGAGAAGCUCUAGCCAUAAACGAUGCGGAAUGCUCCAUUCAUCUGUGGGGCUCCCCUGCAAAGGUACAUUUUAAUGAGAUGAGCAAGGAGACUGAAUUCGCCGACGUUGCUCCACGACCUCCUCCACUCGAAUGGUCUUCAGAGACGCCAUUGAGUAUGAUUGGGAUGCCUUACUACCAUGAACGCUUGUUAUCAGCAUGGCCGAGCCACCUUCUCUUUGAAAUCGGCAGUCCACCAGCGCCUAUUGAUCAAGCUGUGAUUCCCUAUCUCCGUCCUGCAGAGAUCGGACAUUAUGCGCCGAACCCGAAGAAAACCAGACGAUAUCAAGUGGAGAAUACUCGGGCACUAUCUACAGCGGAGCCAGCACUUAUUGCUCCUAAGUUUUUGAGCGAAAAGGCACGAGAACAGCAGAGUAGAGCGAAAUCGGAAGGCUCCAUCAGUGAUACGGCCGAGGCGCUGGCAGGUGUAAAACUGAAUGGAGAAACCGAAGAUGAUCCUCUUCUCAAAUAUAGCAACGUUGAGAUCAAGUAUAGCCGAUUUGGCGUGGAUGAUUUUGAUUUCCGGUUCUAUAAUCAAACCGAUUUCUCCGGCCUAGAGACCCAUAUUGCAAACUCAUUUACCAACGCCCUUCUCCAACUACUUAAAUUCAUCCCACUAGUUCGAAAUCUGGCUUUAAGCCACGCCGCAAGCAGCUGUAUCUACGAAAACUGUCUUCUAUGCGAGAUGGGCUAUCUGUUCGAUAUGUUGGAAAAAGCAAAUGGCCAGAACUGCCAGGCGACCAAUCUAUUGAAAACAUUUAGCAGCUUCCGUGAAGCCUCCAACCUGGGUCUGUUUGAAGAGAACUUGACCAACAAAUCGCUUUCUUCCGCAAUUCAGGCGGUCAACAGGUUCUUCCUUAGUCAGAUUGCCCAUGAUUUCCGCAUGAUUCUUCCGAGCUCCGAUGACUUUGACCAGAGACUUGCGACUAUCGCGUCAGAGGCGAUCCGAUGCAUGUUCUGUCAAAAUGAGAUCGUGAGGCCCGGUAACUCGCUUGCCAAUGAGCUGAUUUAUCCAGCAAUUGAUAUUAAGCAAGCUCGUAGGAACCCAGCGUUCCGAUUUUCGAAUAUUUUACGAGCAAGUAUUGAACGUGAGACUCAAAAUAGAGGAUGGUGCAACUACUGCCGGCGGUACCAGCAAGUAGCUAUCAGGAAGUCCGUCCACCGCAUGCCGUUGGCUUUGAUUCUCAACGCGUCACUCAGCAAUCCUUUAUACCGACGGCUUUGGGCGAUCCCCGGUUGGUUGCCGGAAGAGAUUGGAAUUGUUGUUGAUGGAGGACAAGUCCUUUGCUUCGAAGGAGAGGACCUUCAGCUCCGAAAGCAGGGUAAUAUGCCUGGACUCCUGGUAUACGAAUUGGUUGGUCUGGUGUCAGAGAUCGAUAUUCCUGAGCAUCAGAAGCCCCAUCUGGUUUCGUUUAUCAACGUCUCCAUUUCUUCUCGAGAGCCGGAUCCCGGCAGCAGAUGGCAUCUAUUCAAUGACUUUUUAGUUACAGAGGUGGACAAAGACGAAGCUCUUCGAUUCAGCCAGCCAUGGAAGCAGCCGUGCGUGCUAGCGUAUCAGGUGCGAGACGCUCGUCACGCUAUCGAUGACGCUUGGAAGAACUUCCUGGACACCAGUCUCCUCUUCCGCGACUGGUCUCUAAAUGCUGGCCGCCCAGUGGAAUCACUUGUUACGCUGGCCGAAGGGGAGAAACCAAAUCCCGGUACUCCUGUUGCUCUUGACACGGAAUUCGUUGAUCUCGAAAAGGCCGAGAUCGAUGUGAAAGCGGAUGGUUCUCAGGAAAUCGUGAGGCCUAGCAAGAGUGGACUGGCUCGAGUCUCUGUUCUCCGAGGCUCAGGCGCUCGGGAAGGGGUCCCUUUCAUUGAUGACUACAUUACCAUCAAAGAGCCGAUUGUUGACUAUGUCACCCAAUAUUCGGGUAUUAAGCCCGGUGAUUUGGACCCACGAAUCAGUCAGCACACUCUCGUCCCUCUUAAGGUCGCAUAUAAGAAAUUGUGGCUGCUUCUCAACCUGGGCUGUGUCUUCGUUGGACAUGGUCUGGCUUCAGACUUCCGCCAAAUUAACAUCCAGGUCCCUAAGAACCAGACAGUGGAUAGUCAAUAUCUGUUUUUCCAUCCUGGCAAGAAUCGCCGACUCAGUCUUCGCUAUCUCGCCUGGGCUGUGUUCAAGGAAUAUAUCCAGGAAGAGCCCGCAGAUAAUAACGACGGCCACGAUUCCAUUGAGGAUGCACGCAUGGCCCUCAGACUGUGGAAGAAGUUCCAGGAAUAUGAAGAUGCUGGCAUUGUAUCUCAAAUUCUAGAAGAAAUCUUCCGCGAGGGAUCCAAACUAGGGUUCCGACCACCCCCUCGAAACGGCACUGCUACGGUUCUCUCUCGGCCUGGAACUGCAGUGACGCUGCAGAACAAUAGUGGUCGUAAUACUCCCAGUGCACCGGACGUUGGAGGCGCAGCUAGCGCACCAGCGACUCCGAGACAGGCGUUCCGACGCUCGAUUGCUUUGACUCCAAGCAACGGCACCUUCACCGGACCAGGCGCAGGAGACUUUUUUAGUGGAAGUCCGCUGAAGUAA
Molecule: messenger RNA, 5253 nt
Organism: Aspergillus tanneri
Lineage: Eukaryota; Fungi; Ascomycota; Eurotiomycetes; Eurotiales; Aspergillaceae
Gene: pan2n2
Product: poly(A)-specific ribonuclease
Exons: 14
Coding region: 1-5253 (1750 amino acids)
Biological process (GO): mRNA processing; nuclear-transcribed mRNA poly(A) tail shortening
Cellular component (GO): PAN complex; P-body
Molecular function (GO): poly(A)-specific ribonuclease activity; phosphatidylinositol binding; nucleic acid binding
Source: RefSeq, a predicted model, not a curated record